UGUUCUUGCCAUGCCGGGACAGUGUGGGAGGAUACAGAAACCAGUAAAGUCAGUGACUCGUGUUGCUCGCCGAUGGACAACUUUUGAUUGAAGAAACGAACGAACGGGGCCCCAUGAUAGGGACCUGAGCCGUUGGAGAAAAUUCGCCCAUUCUGAUGUCCGUCAAGACCGUAACGCUUCUUUCCCUCGAGCUUGUGCCUGUUCAUGGAAUGUUGCCUGCCCUCCUUCAGCUUCGCCUUCACCUUCAGCGACAGCUGAAUGGACCGAGAAGCACAAAUCCACCGCAGCAGCUUCCAGAUCUUUCUUUUCUUGAGGGACCGGUUGAAUCACCCCGUACCGUCUUGUUGGCCAUCAAUUAUGAUGGCACUCGGCCACUGCAGCAGCCGCUUUCGACUUCUGGUAUAUGUGAGCCGGUGUCAGUCUCAUGUUGCACGUCCCUCAGUUAUAAAAUUCGGAACCGAGACUGUGGCUUUUAAGAAACAUUUGGUAUGGACGUCAUUUCGGCUUUCCUCUGGAUAUUAUGCGUCGUUGGCACCUCUGCAGGCUCGAUGUCAGCUACAGAAGAUGACUAUCCAGUGAACAAGCAUGACGAUCCACAAGAUCGAUUCGACUACAGUCUAGGUCCCUAUGGUCCUGACAAUUGGGGUCGUUUGCGAUCGGACUGGCAUCUUUGCAAGGAUGGUCUCAAUCAAUCUCCAAUGGUUAUGGAGCCAAAUAUGAUGAUCCUCGACCCCGACAUGGGGCCACUCAGGGCUGUCUACAAAACUGCCAACGCCACCAUCGUGAAUGUGGGCCGAUCUGUUCAGGUGUGGUGGCCUGGAGCGGGCAAUUUAGUGAUCGGUAAUGUUACGUACUACAUCAAGGAUAUCGACUUCCACACGCCGAGUGAGCACACUCUGGGUUUAUUCAACGAAAGGUUUCCGCUGGAGAUGCACAUGGUGCAUCGUACAAGAAACCGGGAGAAAGUUGCAGUCAUAGCUAUCCUGUUCAAUUUUGGCGACGAAGAUCGGUUCCUUGCUCAGUUUUUUGAUCGGCUUCCACCAUUGUCAGCGAAAGGUCAGAUGUUCCCCCUCGGAGAAUUGAGUCCCCGCUACUUGACUGUUCCGCUGGGUCAACAUUACGGGCGCUACUAUGGUUCCGAGACUCAUCCACCAUGCAACGAAGACAUUCUUUGGACUAUUGUUCACGUGGAGGGGCACACUAUAUCGAUGCAGCAGCUCGUGAAACUGAAGAUGGUGCUGGAGAGUGAUAAUGCACGACCAUUGCAGAGAGGCAAUGGCCGAAAGUACCACUUUCUAUGAAGUGAACUGCUGGAAUUUUACAACCCACAAGACUGUUAGAGAACUGAACCACAGCGCACACCGAAUGGGUAGUAGAAGUAGUAGUAGCAGUAGUCUUUAGUACUGAGGCCUCAGUUGGUACGAGAAGUUGUGGUUAGAUGACUUAGAAGGAUGGUGGGCCAAGAAUCGAAAGCCGUCAACCUCACUAGUUGGCAGAUCCACCAGCUGCCUGGAUAUGGUAGAUUUUUGGCUCUGAUUGUAGGUUUGCUGGUUCGUUUAGAGCAUAAAGGUUUUGUUAGCAGUAUAAUCUUAUUCAAUUCGAUGGACGAGAGCUCCGAUCUUUUAAAGCUGCAGAAUCAGCGUGUUUGAAUCCGCUUCUCAUACUCCUUAGCUGCGCAUCGUAUGUCCUCGUACACUCUUGAAAGCACGCCUCUAUUACAUGCAUUCGGUCUGCCACAAAUAACGAUCAAUCUUUAUAUUUCUCACUUCAAACACAUUACGGUUGGCUUUCUAGCUAUUUCACGGUUUGGUAGCAUCCUCCUCAUGCAGUUCUAUGAAUCGGUGAUUUCAGCAAAUAACACUAUACAGCGCUAGUCAUUAUACAGCG
This is a messenger RNA of Marchantia polymorpha subsp. ruderalis, 1887 nucleotides long. Lineage: Eukaryota; Viridiplantae; Streptophyta; Marchantiopsida; Marchantiales; Marchantiaceae. The record is from the annotation of a GenBank genome assembly.